UGUCCCAGCGCUCACUCUCUCUUUCUGUCUCACUCUCUGCGCUGCCCGCCUGAAUACAGUCUACAGCCGUGAGUGCUACUGAGUUACCACAGACAGACAGAGAGCAGACUGGCUGGUUGGACCAGCGCGUUUCCGAUACAACACUGCAUCAUUGUCUCAGAGCAGAGGGAAGGCAGACUUUAGCACAGGUACAUACUGGUCUUCACAGAUAGAGGCAGAAAUGUGGUUUAAAUUUGCAACAGUACUGCUGGUUUUGUCAGUUUUGGAGCAAGUGGUGGGAUUGGAUAAUAUCGAUGUUCAUGACAACCCGUCAGAGAAACCGGCAAGCCAGAAAGGACGGAUGUCUCUGCAGAACACAGCUGAGAUCCAGCACUGUCUGGUGAGUGCAGGAGACGUGGGCUGCGGUGUGUUUGAGUGUUUUGAGAACAACUCUUGUGAGAUCAGAGGCCUGCAGGAGAUCUGUCUGACCUUCCUACACAACGCCGGAAAGUUCGACUCCCAGGGUAAGUCGUUCAUCAAGGAUGCUCUGAAGUGCAUGGCCCACGGCUUGAGACACAAGUUCAGCUGCAUCAGCAGGAAGUGCCUGGCCAUUAAAGAGAUGGUGUUCCAGCUGCAGAGAGAGUGUUACCUCAGACACAACCUGUGUUCUGCAGCCAAGGAGAACGUUGCUGUCAUGGUGGAGAUGAUCCACUUCCAGGACCUCUUCCCUAAAGGGCCGUAUGUGGAGCUGGUCAACAUCCUACUGAGCUGUGGGGAGGAGGUGAAGGAGGUCUUAACCAGGAGCGUCCGGCUGCAGUGUGAGCAGAACUGGGGGGCUCUCUGUGACAGCCUGAGUGUCUGCUCUUCCCUCACCCCCCCUCCCGGCCAGGCCCCCUCCUCCCCCGACCACCGCCGCCACAGGUCCCCCCACUCCGAGCCAGACCACCCCAGACCCCCCCGACAGGGGGACAAGGACAAGCCCAGUAAAGGCGGCUUCAACGCCCACCCCCGCAGCCGCAGCCAGGGUCCCCGUCGACAGAGCCCCGAGGCUGGGGUGGUGGCGGAGCAGGAAGGCCCUGAGGCCACAGACAUCCGGAGGUGAAAGAGACAUUGGACCCUAACUAUCCAGAGCCCUCCCUGACUGUGUCACCAUCAUAGCCCCCUCCCCACACACACAUACACACACACAGACAUACACAUAGGCAGAUACUGUACAUGCAAGAACACACACAUCUACACACAUACACAGACUCACUCUCUCUUUCUCUCGCUCUCUCCGUCCUCUAUCCCUCUCUCCCCCUCUCCUCUCCAGUCAUUCCAGAAGUCCCAAAUGGUACAUUUGCAGGGUAAUGUGGUGUAGCUCAUUCAGUUACUCCAGAUUGUAGUCCACGAUGUUGUUUCUGUUUAUUAUUGAAUAAUAAUAAGUAUUAUUAUCCUGAUUUUUAUUUGAAGUGUUAGGGCUUUUUGGGCUCUAAUAUAGCGUUUCUCAAAUCAUACUCACUGUAACAUCUGAUUAUGUUGUAUUAUUUAUUUUAUUCUUUAUGCAAUGUUUAAAUAUCCAAAUGUACAUAGAAAUAUACGUAUCUAUAUUUAUACAGUACGAACAUGUAUAAAUAUAGUCACCAUAUAAGAUUAUAGUACAUGGUGUGUUCUGUUGUAUACCACACCAGACUCCAUCACCACCCAUCUGUAGAUAUAUAACAUACAGCAUUGUUGUUUCAAAGUGGGAAUGUGUUGUUAGUAUUAUAAUUCUAGAUACUUGAUGAUUAAAUACAAACUGUACAGGUUUUGAAGUCCAGUUUUGGCACAUAUAGCUUGUAGUGCAUGAGGUUGGGUUACCAUGGCAAAGUAAACAAACUGGUACAUUCUCUAAUGGCCAGCUUCCAUCGUUAGGAUUCCUACUAUUAGGGCGCCCAGGACACAGCGUCUGUCUGUAGCAGCACAUCCAUAGUGUGUCUCAAAUAGCACCCUAUUCCCUACAGAGUGCACUGCUUUUGACCAGGGCCGUAUGGGCCAAUUGGGAUGCAGACAAAGCGUAGUUCUCUCAGAAAACCCUCCUCUGAUCUCAGCUAAUGUGCUAAUGCAUCCAGGUGCCUCAACAUGCUGGUUCCAUCUGUAGUGACUCCUCUCUGUGAGGCUGAGGUUUACUAGAGUGCACUCAACUGGGGUGACAAUGUCGUACAGUAAGUAGCACUAGAACGAUUCAAAGGUGAUUUUCAAUUGAUUCGGUUUAAAGAUUAAUUAUAGAAACUUUUAUUGGACUCUUAGGUACAAACGUUUCUGUUGUUGUGGGAACAGACUCGCAGACAUUCAUACAGACAGCCCUACAGACACACUACAGACAGUCCUACAGACACUCUACAGUCAGUCCUACAGACACGCUACAGACACGCUACAGGCAGUCCUACAGACCGUCCUACAGACACGCUACAGACAGUCCUACAGAAACGCAGUAGACAGUCCUACAGACACGCUACAGACAGUCCCACAGACACGCUACAGACAGUCCUACAGACACGCUACAGGCAGUCCUACAGACACGCUACAGACAGUCCUACAGAAACGCAGUAGACAGUCCUACAGACACACUACAGACAGUCCCACAGACACGCUACAGACAGUCCUACAGACACGCUACAGACAGUCCUACAGAGACGCUACAGAAUGUCUUACAGACACGCUACAGACAGUCCUACCGACACGCUACAGACAGUCCUACAGAGACGCUACAGACUGUCCUACAGACAUGCUACAGACGCGCUGCAGACAGUCCUACAGACAGUCCUACAGACAUGCUACAGACAGUCCUACAUACACGCUACAGUCAGUCCUACAGACACGCUACAGACAGUCCUACAGACAGUCCUACAGACACGCUACAGACAGUCCUACAGACACGCUACAGACAGUCCUACAUACACGCUACAGACGCGCUGCAGACAGUCCUACAGACAGUCCUACAGACACACUACAGACAGUAGCACCCCUGUAACUGCAUCUCAGCAAGCAUCACUAGUGUGAUUGAUUGAUUGAUUGAUUGAUUAGUAUGAUUGAUUGAUUGAUUAGUAUGAUUGAUUGAUUGAUUAGUAUGAU
Molecule: messenger RNA, 3072 nt
Organism: Salvelinus namaycush (lake trout)
Lineage: Eukaryota; Metazoa; Chordata; Actinopteri; Salmoniformes; Salmonidae
Product: stanniocalcin-2-like
Exons: 4
Coding region: 221-1081 (286 amino acids)
Biological process (GO): intracellular calcium ion homeostasis
Cellular component (GO): extracellular region
Molecular function (GO): hormone activity
Source: RefSeq, a predicted model, not a curated record